AUGACCAUGAAUACCAAGCUCCCUCUAAUUCUCUUGUUGUUCUUCCUGGUAGCCUUAUCUGCAUGUUUGGCACUGCCCACACAUGAAACAGAGGUAGACCCUGAGCUCAAAACAUGCAAACACCAGUGCAGACAGCAGCUGCAAUAUAGCGAGAGUGACGAGCGCAGAUGUUUGGAAAGAUGUGAGAGGUAUGAUAGGAUGAAGAAGGAGCGAGAGAGGGAAAUAGAAGAGCAAGUCCGGAGAAGGAAAGAGCAUGAGAUGGAAGAAAAGGGAGGAGGAGGAGAAGAAGAAGGGUAUGAGGAGGAGGAGGAGGAGGAGGAGCAAGAGGGAAAUCAGUUUGUUUUCGGCGAUGAACAAUUUGAGACGAGGGUCGAGACAGAGGAUGGCACAGUUCGGGUUCUCCAGAAGUUUACGGAUAAACUUCGGGGCAUUAAGAAUUUUCGUUUGGCUGUUUUAGAGGCUCGACAACAUAGUUUUGUAUCCCCACAUCACUUCGAUUCUGAGCUCAUUAUCUUCACCGUCGAAGGGCGAGCUACCAUCGGGUUGGUGAAGAGAGACAAAAGGAGAUUCAACCUUCAACCAGGAGACUUCAUGAGGAUACCAUCGGGUACCCCUUUUUACAUUGUCAACAGAGAUGAGAAUGAGAAGCUCCUUCUUGCCCAGCUCCAUAUUACUGUCUCCAUCCCAGGACAUUUUGAGGCAUUUUACGGGCCUGGUGGGCGAGACCCAGAAUCAGUUCUGGGAGCAUUCAGCUGGGACAUACUUGAAGCCGCAUUGAAGGGGCACAAGGGGAGGCUGAAGAAUCUCUUUGAAAGACAAAGGAAGGGAAGCAUUUUCAGAAUAUCCAGAGAUCAAGUGAAGUCACUGAGCAAGGGCUGGGAAGGUCCUAGCCUGUGGCCCUUCGGAGGGCAAGGGAGGGGUCCCUUUAGUCUCUUCCGGAACAGACCCUCUGUUUCCAACGACUACGGUCGUCUUUAUCAAGCAGGUCCUGAAGACCAGAGCGACCUUGAAAACCUCAAUCUCAUGAUCACCUUCGCUAACAUCACCAACGGAUCUAUGUCAGCUCCUAUGUACAACUCAAAAGCAAUCAAGAUAGGCAUGGUAACUAAAGGAAAUGGAGAAUUUCAGAUGGUGACUCCACAUAUUUCGCGAGGACACCGGAAGAGGAAGAGCAGCCAAACAUACCAGAGGGUGAGUAGUGAGUUGAGGCCAGGAGUGGUGUUCGUUGUGCCUGCGGGCCAUCCCUGGGUGACCAUCGCUGCCAGGGAAAGCAAUCUUGAAAUACUCUGCUUUGAGGUUAAUGCACGAGGGAACAUGAGGCUCGCUUUUGCAGGGAAGAGGAACAUAGUGAAAGCGAUGGACAGGCAGGCGAAAGAGCUGGCGUUUAACUGGUCAGCGGAGAAGGUGGACGCCAUAUUUAGCAGGCACGAGGAAUUCUUUUUCCCUGGGCCUCAGAAUUUCGAGGAGGAGGCUGAGGACAUUCCUCGUCGUGCUGACGCCUAA
Molecule: messenger RNA, 1503 nt
Organism: Neltuma alba
Lineage: Eukaryota; Viridiplantae; Streptophyta; Magnoliopsida; Fabales; Fabaceae
Product: sucrose-binding protein-like
Source: RefSeq, a predicted model, not a curated record